This is a messenger RNA of Copidosoma floridanum, 1476 nucleotides long. Its product is annotated as protein-lysine N-methyltransferase SMYD4-like. Gene Ontology annotation, cellular component: nucleus; cytoplasm. The record is from RefSeq and is a predicted model, not a curated record. Gene Ontology annotation, molecular function: histone deacetylase binding. Lineage: Eukaryota; Metazoa; Arthropoda; Insecta; Hymenoptera; Encyrtidae.
AUGGCCCAUGACAAAGAAACGCACUCAAGAAUUCUGUCCCUUUACACCCAGAGUGCAGCUCUGGCAGAAAGUGGCUCGGAGGAACUAGCCUUGGCCUAUUGUAACAGGUCUGCCCUCCUGUUGCACCUGAAAAGAUAUGAAGAGUGUAUGGUGGACAUUCAAAUGGCCACUCAGAUCACCAAGUCUGAACAAUUGAAAGCUAAACUUGAAGUUCGCAGGGUCCAUUGCUUGGCCAUGGGCAAAGGUAGUAAACGUGAAAAAAGCUCUGGUCAGUGUCGAAAAAUUCCGUUGGAGGCGAGAAUGAAAGCCUCCAAAAAUAUUCCUUGUGCAUCGGAGUCAAUUGCUAUCAGUUUUAAUGAAAAGUAUGGCUGGCACAUCAUUGCAGAACAAGAUAUUGAACCUGGCACUGUUAUUGCAGUGGAGAAGGCUUUGGCUUCCAUACCUGAGAAGUCCUGCAUGUACCUUAAUUGUACCCAUUGUUUAAAUAUGGCUUGGAAUGGAAUUCCAUGCGAUUCCUGUACUGCUGCUGUUUUUUGCUCUGAAAACUGCAAAAAAGAAGCUUUGUUGCAGUAUCACGAUGUUGAGUGCUCAUUACUUCCUCUUUUAUGUGCUGAUAGUCUUGGUCAUAACUAUGUUAUUCGAGUAGCAGUAAGAAUUUAUAUUAUAGCUAUAAAAAAAGAAGGUUUGGCACAUAUACUUGAAGUGGCUAGUAAUCUUAAAAAUAGCGAAGAUACACGUGUGAAAAAAUUUCCUUACAAUAAUGUUUUUCGAAGUCACACAAUAGAGUCCAUGUACAAUUUAUUAGAAACGGAAAACUACUCUAACUUUGAAGAAAGUUUGUUUGAUUACUCAUACUCGCACUAUUUGCCACGAGAGGAAGUUGAUGAAGCCAGUGAAAACAAAAAUUUGGGAUCCAUCAUUACUUCUUUUUGUAGUCUCUUCAAUCACAACUGCUGUAACAAUGUGGAAAGACUUUUUACUUGCAAUACAGAGAUAGUAUUAUUUACUUCAAGAUCAGUUAAAAAAGGAGAACAAUUGUUCAUAAACUAUGGAACGGACAUUUUUACCGAAAACUUAAAACAACGCUCAUCUUUAGAAAAAAAAUAUGAUUUUGUUUGUGACUGUCGAGCUUGUAAAGAAGACUGGAACAAAAAGGCUGUGCAUAAAAGUUGUCAACAAGUAGCGAUUGAGGUAUCGAAAAAACUUGAGUCAGCAGGCUUACAAUACCACACACUUGAAAUUUUCAGCAAUCAGUCACCACCAAAUGUAAUCAUAUCAGAAAAAAUUUUGAAGGAUAUUGUGAAGGCCACGAAGAUCAUAGAAAAACAUUGUUCCCCAAUGAUGAUCGAUGAAUUCGAUGAUGAAGGAAGUGGUCGCGGUGGCGCUACGGUAGAGUUGCAGUUCCGUCGAUCUCCGAGGUUAAGCUGCAUCCGGCGCGGUUUGUACCUACUUGGUGUCUACAUCUCUGCCCUAUAA